This is a messenger RNA of Acipenser ruthenus (sterlet), 6019 nucleotides long. Its product is annotated as rho guanine nucleotide exchange factor 15. The transcript has 15 exons. Lineage: Eukaryota; Metazoa; Chordata; Actinopteri; Acipenseriformes; Acipenseridae. Bases 251 to 3415 code for a protein of 1054 amino acids. The record is from RefSeq and is a predicted model, not a curated record. Gene Ontology annotation, molecular function: guanyl-nucleotide exchange factor activity; protein binding. Gene Ontology annotation, biological process: activation of GTPase activity.
GCUGGCAGAGAGUCAGCAGCACAGGCAGGGGCAGAGCUCUGUGUCUCUUUCUAUAAGGAUCACUUUUCUUUGUUGCUGUAUUUCUUGUGACUGAGCCAGACUCACCUGGGUAGACCAAGGUGAAUCUCCUCUGUACCUGUCUGAAAACUGGUUUCUUCCACAAGGUUCUAACAGCACACACUCUGAUUCUGGAAGACAACGUUUCCAGGACUGGGAGAAAGUUUCAGGUGUUUCCACAGGGCAGGUGAAGAUGGGAACCAUGGAGGUGAAUCCUGCCCCUUCUCACUCUAGCCAGUCCCCCUCUCUGCCAUCCAAACCCAAGCCUCAGCCUCCCCCCAAACCACAACCUCGAGGGACCAGGGUGCGCAGGGCCACUGAGGUCCUCUGGAAGGGCUGCAUGGUCGACGAGGAGCAGCAAACACAAGCUGUCCCAGGGGGGGAUAGGAGUGACUCACACAGGCACAGUGAAGAGCAUAGGACCAAACAUCUGUCUUUACCCACUCCAUACGGGCAGCUUCUCACUGUGGCUAAAAACCGUUUUGACACUGAAGUUACUGGGUCUCCCCAUACAGAGGAUGCUGGGAUUGCUGGAGGCCUGAAGAAGCCUCUCCUGGUCCCCAAACCCCGACUGAGAGAGAGACCCCAGCAAUCAGAGAGCAGUGAGCCUCAAAACACUGUCAAUGAGAAAAUAGAUUCAGCCAGAACAGGUUCUUCAAGCUACAAAACCAUGGAAUCCACUCCUCCAGUAGCUUCAGCCAGGAGCUCCAGUGAUGUGAAGGACCAUCGGAAAGACAGCGGACUGGAGGAGGAGGAGGAUGAAGUCCAGGCUCAGUGCCCGCCGUGCUGCCCGUGUUUGUGCCACCUUCGGAGGUGCUCGGGAGGUCAUGAGGAGGAGAGUCAAACUAUAAACCUCCGAGAGGGAGAUGGGGGCCAUGCCUCCUCCAGAGAGCCCAAACUGAACUCCAGUAAAUGCUUCUCCACUCCCCAGGCCAGCCCCCCUGAGUGGCUCUUCCACACAGAUAAGAAGGCUGCAGGUGCAAUGGAGUACGAAUCUGUAUUGCUCCCUCACAGCCGACCCCUUCCCAAGAAACCACACCUGCUCCCCACUAGCCCAGGAGGAGAGAAGGAGCCCAGUAUCUCUGAGGGAGUGUACAUGGAGAUAGAUGAGACCCCAUUGGACAAUGGGCUACAAACUCCACCUACCUUGACCUCUACACAGCUAAUCAGUAACAAAGGGUAUCAGAACUCCAUCAAGGACUCCCUGCAAACCAGAGAUCAACUACCCACAGCCAGCGGCUCUAAAAGAAAAGAGCUGAAACCUCCCUCGCCAGCUCCUAAGGACCCUGUAAAACACCUGCCUCAUUGGGACAAGAACAAAUCACAGAGUAGAGGAAAGGGUGUCCCAUCACGAUGUGCCGCUAGCAGUCUGUUGCAGGAGAAAGUGGUAGCUGAACUGAGGGAGAGGUUUCCUGGGGGAGACUCGGAGGAGGUGGGGGGUGAAGUCAGGAAGAUGAAAAAGAACUGGAAGCCUUUGUUUCUCUCUUAUGAGGGGCUGGUGGGUUUCAUUGGUGGGAAACGAUCAUCCACAGAGGAUGGCACAAGGAUAUCACCCACACAGAUUAGGAAAACGAAGCCUCCUGCUGGCAGCUUUAUGGAAAUCCAUUUCCGGGAUUCCAGAAAGCAGGAAUGUGCCGAGGAAGGAAGUGUCAUUGAGGGGGAGGGGCCGUCCUCAACUGAUGUCAUCAUGACAUCACCCAGCGAGGUGAAGAAGACCAAGCUGCAGAACCUGAGUUCAGAGGAAAACCAGGCACAGAGUUAUGACUCAAGACCAGGGGCAAAUGGAGAGAUGCGAGAGUGCCUCCCAGAAGAUGCAGGGAUGACUACACAAGAAAAGAGAGAAAAGGCCUCACAGGAUGAGCUUGAUAAAACAGACAGCUGUCGUUCAGGGGAACCCAAUCCAGGCCAGAAGAAGGAGGAGACAGGGUCCUCUCUUGAUCAGGUCACCAGGAGAAUCCCGAACAGUCGCAGGUCCUUGAAGCCGUAUUGGCAAGAGCUCAGUGUGGUCCAAGAGAGUGGCAUUCUGCCCCAGCUCAAGAAACAGGAGGUCCUGCUGCAAGAGAGUAUGUACGAGGUUGUGACCACGGAGCACUCCUACCUCAGCAGCCUUACUGUGGCUGUGGUUCACUUCAUGGACUCCCCAGAACUCAGCAGGGCCCUUGGCCCUCGCGACAGGAAAUCGCUUUUCUCUAGCAUUGGCAAGAUCAAGGAAAUCAGCAAAAACUUCUUGGAGGGCCUGAAGGAGAAGAUGGAUGGCAACCUCUUCUGUGACAUCUGUGAUGUCAUUCAGUACCAUUCCAGGAACCACUUCUCAGCCUACAUAGACUACGUCCGCAACAUGCCAUACCAGGAGCUGACCCUGCACAACCUCGGAAAGGAGAAAGGCCAGUUUGUUGAGAUACUGUCCCGGCUGCAGGAGGACCCCAGGUGUAACCGUCUGCCUCUGAAAUCCUUCCUGGUCCUGCCCUUUCAGAGGAUCACACGUCUCAAGAUCCUGGUGGAGACCAUUUUGAAAAGAACAGAGCAGGGGUCUGAAGGAGAAAAAUCUGCAGAGAGAGCACUGAAGGAGAUAUCAAAGGUUCUUGAAGACUGUAACAGGGAGGUGGGCAAUAUGAAACAGAUGGAGGAACUGGUCCACAUUGCAAACAAAACUGAGUUUGAGUGCAAGGGUCUUGCUCUGGUCUCAUCUUCCCGCUGGCUAGUGAAACAGGGGGACCUGAUAGAGCGCACUGACAAGGAGAACAUCUUCGGCCAGAAGAAAAGCUCCCCGGUCUAUCUGUUUCUCUUCAAUGACCUGCUGCUCAUCACCGUCAGGAAGGGAGUGGAUCGAUUUGUGGUCCAGGACCACGCCCACCGCUCCCUCAUUGAGAUCAGCGACAGGGCUGAGGAAGACCUGGAUACAGAGACGGAGAAGACAUUCCUCUUGGUGCUGCUGAAGAACCACCGCAGCACCACCUCCCAGCGCCUGCUCAAGGCUGCCACAGAAGCUGAGAAGAAUAGCUGGAUUGAAGCCUUGACCCCCAAGAAGAGCGAUGGUGUUGAGGUUUAUGAAGAAUGGGACUGUCCGCAGGUGGAGUGCACAGUUGGCUACACAGCACAGCAGCCUGGAGAGUUGAGUUUGGAACCUGAUGAUGUCAUUAACGUGAUCCAAAAAACUCCUGAUGGCUGGCUGGAGGGGCGGAGGCUGGGGGAUGGAGAGAGGGGCUGGUUUCCACGACGCUUCGUCAAGGAGAUCAGCAACGAGCAUGUGCAACGGAGGAACCUGUGGCAGAGACACAGAGUCCUGCAGACCGCCAAUAAACUAGUGAGCCGCCGCAUCUCCUCCCGGGACUGCCGAGUCUCCACCUGCUUCAGAUAGAGCCCUGCCCCCCUUACACCUUGGGGAGGCUAUGUGAAAUGAGGUCAAGACCUACGGGACAGGGAAAUUAGUCACAUACAAAUAUUGUAUGUGACUAAUACAUGUUUGGAAUUAUUGUAGAUGAUGGGACUGAACUGUUGAAAUACCGUUGAAUUCACUUAAUAUGAGUGCUGCUGAACAGUAGGCGAUGAAUCAAAAUAAAAAGUAAAAAAACACUAUUUCAAAUGCUACAAUUGAAAUGUGAUGUUGAUAAAUUAUGCAAUUUACUUGACUGCUUGUGCCUAAAUUUCAACUUUAGCUAUGACUAUAGUCUCUUUUAUUGAUCUUAACAGCUUGGAUCUUAAUCCUUAAAACCCCUAAUCCUGUCUCUGGCCUUUUCCAGUAAUGUUAAGGUCAUGGGAGGCAUGAUUCAGCAUUGCUUAGAUCAUUAAAACAGACCCCAGCAAUUUCUAGUUUAGGACAUUCCUUUUCCUAAAAAAGCUCACAAAAAUGAAUGUUGUAAAACGUUCAUUGUAGUGCUACUAUUAGUCUAAAAUUCUAGUUUUAAAGAACCACCAUUCAUUUAUAUCAACUAGGAUUUAAGAGAAAAUGUUUUAGUGCUUUAAUCUCUAGAUUGCUUGAAUCACAAGAAUAAUUUAUUAGAGCCAGAUCUGUGGUAUGAAAUAGAGCUUAAUGAGACACUGAGUUUUCUUUAUAUAGAAAAUUGUGUUUGAGUCAAGGGUCAUGUAUACUAUUGUGUGGGUGUUCCAAAGUGUAUUUGUUUUUCAUAUGUUAAUUUGUAGCAGAGAAGUCUUGCGACUCACCAAGCUUUGAAUUCAGAGCUCCCCGCAUCAACAUCAAUCUCUAAUCUGUAAAACAAAAAUAAAUUACUAAAUAAAAUCUACAUCAUAAGUAAAUGGUUAAUUACAUGUCAGAUAAACAGAAAACACAACAGUCCUUUGUAGAUAAAUAAUCAAUUUCUGAGUCAAGACAAAAUUGGGACUUUGUUACCCACUUAGAACUAUCCUACAGUAUCUGUAUAAAAAGGACUGCCUAGUACAAUCUCUAUGGCAUGGAUGGAAAAGGAUAUGUGGUAAGAUGUUUUCUAUUUAUUUUAUCCUUACUGAGUUGCUGGUCAUCUCAGCGUCUUAAUACUACAAUGCACAACGUUUUAUACUGUUUGUCAUUUUUGUAUUUGAACGUUUUGCUUAAAAGCAUGUUUUGCCAUUUAUCGCCCAGCACAAAAAUGGAAGUGCUCCUUUACAAACCUGCAGACGGACGGCAGGCAAAGUUAAGAGGUCUUGCUUUUUGUGCUCUGCCUGUGGAUACACUGCUAUGCAAUUUCAGUGUGAUCAACUGCUUAGUGUGAACUGCAGCAGAGAAAAGAACGAUUCUGCAGACAUCAAUGGAGUUGCUCUUGCAUUUACACACAUAGAAAAUCUAUCCAAUUAACACUGCGUCUGCAAGGUUUAGUAGGUUUUUCGAGAUGUUUUUUUUUAAAUUGAUUGUUUUUUUAUUAACAUUUUUACAUUUUCAUAAAAAAAACGUAUGGUACUUAUCACUUGACUAAUUUAUCACAUGAAAUACAUUUUGCAUUGUGUUCUAGGCCUUUAAGGGGCAAUUCAUAUGCAUGACUAUUCCAGGUUAUAACCAGUCCCACAGUGUAAAGGAAAUGCCUUACAAUAAAGGAGUGCUGUCAUUGUUACAUACAUAGCUGUUUGCAAAUUAUUGUUCAAGGAUGAAAUUUGGCCCUGAUAUUAACCUUACUGGUCAGAGUUGCAGGGGCCAUCCAAGAUGGCAGCCAGCCUGUUUAAAUAGAAAAUACAAAAAUGUAAUACUGUAAUUGAACAGAAUAAGAGGGACAGACAUAAAGAAGGGAAAGAGGGGAUGUGACAGGAUUUUUGUCAGUGGAGUAUAAAUGUAUUCUUUUCCAGUUUAAAGAGGCUAUAUCUAAUUGACAAGGUGGCAAUCAAAAAGCGCUUCAACAGUGCAAGUUAAACCCUACAUGUCACAUUAGCACUUUUUUCAUAUAAUUUUGCUAGAAAAUGGCAUGAGAGGAGGGAACGAGUGGGUUCGAUAGCUGGAUCUGCAAAGAAUAUUUCGAGGUGCAGCCUGACCAAAAUCUAUGUGAACUAUGCCUGAGAAACUAUUUGUACUGUAACUGUAACUUUUUUUUUCAAAGUAAUAAGUUACUUUAACUAGCUACAAUUUUGUUUAUAACUCUAAUGGAUUACUUUUUUUAUAAAUAACUUCCCCAACAGGUCAAAUGCUGCAGAAAACAGCUGUAAGCACAUAUUAAGUUAUUAUUUUGUAUGAAGGGCAUCGUGAAUUUACAGAUUUUAUGUGUUUUUAUUGAUAAUCAGCGGAAGAAUUUGCAUCUGGAAAACCUUUGUACUGGGUGACUGUGGGUUCUUCAAUGUCUACUGGCAAGGAUAUCAGAGAAAACACUGAUGAGAUUACACACUGUAAAAAGAACUUGGAAUAUUUUAAAAGAAUGCCUCUGUUCUCAGAUGCUUCGACUGUAUUUCAAUAUUCGGAGUGGUUCUGAGCAGUAAGGACUGCAUUACUUCUGUAUUCUAUAUGUAAAAUGUAUGAGGGCAUCAAUAUAAAAUAAACCACUGUGAA